AUGCAUGAAGUGAUGCGACUGCCGGUCGGCUGCAUAACAACCGUAGGGAAAUGUGUUCGCACGGAAAUAAUCGGGUCUAACGAAUGCAAGGAGAUGAAAUUAGGGGAAGCUGUGACAAUAAGAAUACCACGCGAGAGGGCUUCAGACGUUGUAGCUAGACGCCGCCUCGUUGUUGGAAGUGCGUUGACAAAAAAAAAGUCUCCCGCGGAACCUAGUGCAGCCAUGAUAAUAUCUGAUAGGAAGGAAAUUGCUGUUAUACUAUUGCAACUGGCUCGAAUGCAAGAUCAUGCAGCUAAACAUGUGCUGAACUCAAUCCGUGCAGCUCGGCUUUGGGCACCAGUCCUUGUUGGUGGUUUCGACUUUGUGUGA
Molecule: messenger RNA, 369 nt
Organism: Bipolaris oryzae ATCC 44560
Lineage: Eukaryota; Fungi; Ascomycota; Dothideomycetes; Pleosporales; Pleosporaceae
Exons: 3
Coding region: 1-369 (122 amino acids)
Source: RefSeq, a predicted model, not a curated record